Messenger RNA from Aspergillus eucalypticola CBS 122712, 1464 nucleotides. Its product is annotated as alpha/beta-hydrolase. Lineage: Eukaryota; Fungi; Ascomycota; Eurotiomycetes; Eurotiales; Aspergillaceae. Bases 1 to 1464 code for a protein of 487 amino acids. The record is from RefSeq and is a predicted model, not a curated record. The transcript is spliced from 4 exons.
AUGAACGAACCACCACCCCCCAACCAAGCCCCCAUCAUAAACCUACCAACCAUAACCAACCCAACCUAUAUCCAAACCAUCAUCGGCAAACCCUCUCUUCUGUCCCUCAACAUCGACAACUUCCUCGGCAUCCCAUACGGAGAAAUAACCCAUCGAUGGAAGCACGCCAAACUCCGCACCCACCUCCCAUCCGAUGUGUUCUACGCAACAACAAACGGGUACUUACCCAAAUGCCCCCAACCACCCGGCGGCGACAACAGCGUCUACUUCCAAGCAGACAUUCCCUUCCCCAAACCCGUACCAGAAUCAGAAUUCGACUGUCUGAACCUCAACAUCAUCCGACCUAGUGCAACGGGUCUAUCCCGUGCCGGUAUAGAUCCCUCCAUCAAACUGCCGGUUCUCGUCUGGAUACAUGGCGGUGCGGGCGCAUUUGGCGCGGGGAGUGAUCCUAUAAUAGACCCCACCCGCCUCGUCCUCCGCUCAGUAGAAUCUCGCCGGCCCAUGAUAGCAAUAACCAUAUCCUACCGCCUUGGCGUUUUCGGAUUACUUGGUUCAGCUGAUAUGCUGGAUACCCAAGCACAUACUACUGAUAUCAAAGGCCUCAACUUCGCUACUUAUGAUCAGAAGAUCGCGUUGACGUGGAUUUCAACCAACAUAGGAUAUUUUGGUGGUGAUGCUAAUCAAAUUACACUCGGUGGGAACUCAUCCGGUUCUCAUGAUGUGCAUACACAUCUGCUCGAUGCAGAUACGCAUGGAACCCCACUGUUCCGGAGAGUCAUUAUGCACUCUGGUGCCAGGGGGACGGUGUCGCCGGGUAGUUUGGCAGAUGCGGAGUCAGCUGGUCACUUCCAAGAAAGCAACAUCACCUUCUCAUCCCUCAAAGAAACAUUCACGAAAAGCUAUCCCACUCCCGAAGCAGCCACAUUGAUUCUCCAACUCUACGGUCUAGUCGAAGGCGCAUCACAGAGAAGCUUCCUCUCCGGCCUCGAACGAUUUCGCUCAGACGCUGUCUUUCACUUACCCAUCCACCGUACGAUAGAUACGUUGAGGGCCCAGCGCCACAAUGUAUAUGGCGAUGCACACAGUAUCCAACACUUCCAUAUUGAGUUUGGGAACCCAUUUCCUGGACCGAAGAUGGGAUGUGCGCACCAUGGGGUGGAGUUGAUUUAUCUCUUCGAUGCAUUUCAUGAGCAGCUUGUUGACCUAGAUGAUUUGUCUACUGGGCAGGGUGUGAUGAAGCAUAUGGAGUUGGUGAGGAGGUUUCAGGAUCAUUGGAUUGGGUUUAUUGUUGGAAGGGCGGUACAGAAGGUUAGUGAUAAGGAGGUGUUGGUUUGGGGUGAGGAUGGGGAUACUAGGGUUGAGAUGUUGAAUGAGAUGUCUAGGUGGGUGGAGAGGAAAAGGCGGCUUGAGGUGCUGGGGAGGGAUGUUAAAUCUAUGAUGAGGGUAUUUUGGGCUUUGGGGUAG